AUGAAGCGAUUUCAACGUGACGAUACGAUGGCACUGCCAGAAGACAGUGCGUUACUUAGCAAAAGAUUAUUAAAACCAAGUGCCGACGAAAAUCUUCAGUUAUUACCACGUCAAUGUACUGAAGAAAACGACGAAGAAGGAGUUGCAGACGGUGCAUCACAAAGUUCAUCACACGCUGCAAUUCCGCAAUCAUCUGUAUUUGAACUGAUUAGAGUCAAAUUAACUAUUCUGAUUGAUAAUGAUAAAAUAAGUCUACGUCAAAUAUGUUUUAUUUGGGCAUCAUUUGGUGGUUUAUUAUUAAUUUCAUCAUUUCUUUUUCUCGAUUGGAAAUUUACUUUUUUGAAUUUAUCAUAUCAAUUCGAUAGAAAACAAGAUAAAAUAACAACGAGGAAUCCAGAAUCAUCAGAAAUCAUCAAUAAUGGAAAGAAAUGGUACAAACGAAUUUAUAAACGUUUAGGAAGUUGGGAAUACUUAAGUAGUCCACUAUACAUCAUGAUUGUUCUUUUUCUAUCGACUUUAUUUAUUACAACUGAUUUAUUAGCUAUCACUUGGUAUCCUAUGAAUUAUGAUCUGUAUAAUCAUGAUGCAUCAUUAGGUUUUGCUCAACCUGGUCAAGAUCAUUUAAUUUUUAUUCAUACUGUAUUUACAGCAUUUUCUGGUAGUUGUACUAUGGUAACAACAUAUGCAUCAAGUGCUUAUUUUUCCAAAUCACGAGCUUUCAUAUCAACAAUAUUUACAGGUGCUGGAAUCAUUUCAGGAAUAUGGUUUACAAUAUUCCAAAUUCUGAUUGAUAAUAAUAAAAUAAGCCUACGUCAAAUAUGUUUUAUUUGGGCGUCAUUUGGUGUUUUAUUAUUAAUUUCAUCAUUUCUUUUUCUCGACUGGAAAUUUCCUUUUUUGAAUUUAUCAUAUCAAUUCGAUACAAAACAAGAUGAAAUAACAAUGAGGAAUCCAGAAUCAUCAGAAACCACCAAUAAUGAAAAGAAAUGGUACAAACGAAUUUAUAAACGCUUAGGAAUUUGGAAAUAUUUAACUAGUCCACUAUACAUCAUGAUUGUUCUUUUUCUAUCGACUUUAUUUAUUACAACUGAUUUAUUAGCUAUCACUUGGUAUCCUAUGAAUUAUGAUCUGUAUAAUCAUGAUGCAUCAUUAGCUACAAAAUAUACAAAUGCAUUCAAUUUUUCAAUUCUAUCAGGCAUUUUUAUAUGCCCAGCUGCUGGAUAUUUUCUCGGUUUUCGAGCACAUCAAAAUCGAAAACAAAAGAUUUUAAAUAUAUUAAUCUUACAAAUACUAACAUGGUUAUUAUGUAUUAUAAUAUGUCUUAUUUGCAUAUUUAUUAGUACAAAAUCAAUAAUUCCUCUUAUAAUUCUUAGUUGUUUUAUCAGGUCAAUUUUAUCAGGUGGACCUCAAGCAAUUGUAGUUACAUAUUUUCCAACAAGAUACAUCGGUACAUUAACUGGUAUUAUGUGGACAAUGGUUGGUGUUUUGACAUUUGUUCAAUAUGGUCUUGUUCCUUUGACGACAGAUAUAACAAAGCUAUGGAGAGUAAUGUUCACCAAAGUAUUUUUAGCAGCAUGUCCUUUGAGUUAUACGAAGCAAUUCAGUCCUGUAUUUCUAUUCGUUUGUUUAGCUACAAAAUAUACAAAUGCAUUCAAUUUUUCAAUUCUAUCAGGAAUUUUUAUAUGUCCAGCUGCUGGCUAUUUUCUCGACUUUCGAGCACAUCAAAAUCGAAAACAAAAGAUUUUAAAUAUAUUAAUCUUACAAAUACUAACAUGGUUAUUAUGUAUUAUAAUAUGUCUUGUUUGCAUGUUUAUCAGUACAAAAUCAAUAAUCCCUCUUAUAAUUCUUAGUUGUUUUACCAGGUCAAUUUUAUCAAGUGGACCUCAAGCAAUUGUAGUUACAUAUUUUCCAACAAGAUACAUCGGUACAUUAACUGGUAUUAUGUGGACAAUGGUUGGUGUUUUGACAUUUGUUCAAUAUGGUCUUGUUCCUUUGACGACAGAUAUAUCAAAGCUAUGGAGAGCAUGGCUAAUUGUGUUAAUCUUGGUAUUAAUAGUGAUUAUUCAUUUAUUUCAAAUAUUACGACUUUAUAUUGAAGAAAAAAGAAAUACUCAAGCAGAUAAAGAGAAAGUUGAUGAAAAAGAAAAGAACAUUGAACAGUCUUUCAAUGAAAUAAUUAUUACGCGAUUAUGA
This is a messenger RNA of Adineta ricciae, 2190 nucleotides long. Lineage: Eukaryota; Metazoa; Rotifera; Eurotatoria; Adinetida; Adinetidae. The record is from the annotation of a GenBank genome assembly.